Molecule: messenger RNA, 1919 nt
Organism: Lytechinus pictus (painted urchin)
Lineage: Eukaryota; Metazoa; Echinodermata; Echinoidea; Temnopleuroida; Toxopneustidae
Exons: 5
Coding region: 94-795 (233 amino acids)
Source: RefSeq, a predicted model, not a curated record
GAGGCUCUCCAUUGAGGUGUAAGCAUAUCAACACACAUCAAGCAAUACGUGCAUUGUUGAGGUCUUACCAGAGUUGCCUUCAUUGUUCUGAUUAUGUCAUCAUCCGAGAAGAUAAUGGAUUCAGAGCCAGCUAAACUUCAUGCGAUCUCAUCCAUCAUUGUCUCUAUCAUUGUUACCGUUGGGGUGAUCGUUGCUACAGCUAUCCUAGCCGGGGGUGAUUACGGAAGAGGCUCGAACUCGUGCAUGAUCACGGAUGGAGGGGCAAGUUCCAAAGCUAUGACUUCUAGCAAGGCUAUGGAUGUGAUGAUCAUGAAGGGUGAUGAAGAGAUUGGUAUGCAGACAACAUGGUAUGACUACAGCUCAAACACCUUACAGGCUGAGACACCAUCAGGAGCAUCCGGGCAAUUCUUCAAUUCAACCAUUGUCAUUGAUUACAACAGGGAAGUGAUUUUUAUCAGUAUCCUUGAUCAACACAAAUGCUAUGCAUCGUCUCUGAGUGGGGAUAUGAAAGAAAUGUCAGAUCGAUCAAUUGAAUUUAUGGGACGUGAACAGGAUCAUGAACAGGCAAUGGACAUAAAAAUGCACAGAGAUAUUGACUUGAACUAUAGAACGGAUGGCCAGAUUCCUGCUGGAUACGUAAGCAAAGCCAACGGACCAAUCAUACGCGCUCUUUGCAUGGGAGCUGACUCCUAUUGGACGAAACCGAGAAUGACGUCAAGCGAUAUUCGUCGUCGGGAAAUCAGAAUUUCUACCCGUAUUUGUGUUUUCUUUAUCUGCUUCAAUUUGAAUUUCUAAUUGCUCUUUUGAUUUCCUCUGAAGAAAUUUAAACGUAAAUAAAAGAAGGAAGAAAACGGAAGAGGGGCCGAUGGGGGAAGGGGGGGAUAGGGGUGUCAGAAAUUUGAAAUUACAAAACUGUAAUGCAAUACCACAAACGGUCCUACACUGUACACAUCCAGACCUACAUAAAAUAAAUGAAAAUAUGCUGUAUGCAGUAUUGAUACCAACUUAUGCACGUAUGUACAAAAUUAAUUUACUGUAAACUGUAAUGUUGAUUUAGUAAGUGCAAACUUACGCUUAUAUACCUUUACUAUGGACUCUUGAUAAUUGAAAAUAGAAAGUUAUUACUAUCACAUAUUUUGGAGAAAUAAUGUGUUUAUAGAAAUACGGGCAUUGAAAUAUUGCUAAUUCUUAAUGUCCUUUAUUUUCAGAAAAAUGUACUACUUUGCCAGUGCAGACUUUCUUACCAAAUUUACUUUUGAAAAUUGAAUUACAAAGGACAAGUUGGUAUCAUUAUAAAUGCCUCACUCUCGUUAUUGCUUUCGACAUCUUCUGAUAAUCUAGAGUCGUUGUAUCCGGUAUACAAUUUCUUUUUCUUCGAAUGUAACUAUAUUGAUUACGUAAUAUCAUCUUUCCGAUAGAAACCCUCGGAAAUAGUAGCAAAGACUAUUUCAAAAUUUGCCCAUUGUCGCUAUUCCAGACAAGUGGGAAUUCCCACUUCCCUGGUUAUUCAAUCUUGUGAUGUAUCAAGGGUUCCAUGACAUUUGCUCCGGCGACAAUUGCUCCGCUCGAAAUUCCGCACACUGAUCGAAUGACCAACUUCAACCCUAAACACUAAACCUACCCUAAACCUUACCUUAACUAACCCUAUUGCAACCCUUACCCUACAUCUUAUACGAAAUUAAGCGAGGAGCAAUUAUCCCAGGAGCAGUUUGGAAUGGGUGCGAUAGAGCAGAGAAAGGAAGCAGUUUGAAAAUACUUCCACCAAUUUAGUUCUAUUUGAUCAUAAUUGCUAUGAGCUACAAACUGUUAAUUUUAUUGCGUUAUACUCUGUAAUGGUUUAGAAUAAGCAUUGUUAACUGAAUGAUCAAUAAAGAAUGCUACAUAUCAGAUCAAUAAAUUCAACUGACUCCCAAUCAUAG